This is a messenger RNA of Papaver somniferum (opium poppy), 831 nucleotides long. Its product is annotated as putative ubiquitin-conjugating enzyme E2 38. Gene Ontology annotation, molecular function: ubiquitin conjugating enzyme activity. The transcript has a single exon. NCBI's taxonomy places the organism in Eukaryota, Viridiplantae, Streptophyta, Magnoliopsida, Ranunculales, Papaveraceae. The record is from RefSeq and is a predicted model, not a curated record. Bases 1 to 831 code for a protein of 276 amino acids.
AUGAAAGAGUGGAGAAUUUUAGAAAAAAAUCUACCUGACUCCAUCUUUGUCAGGGUUUACGAAAAAAGAGUCGAUCUUUUACGAGCGGUGAUCAUUGGACCAACACGUACCCCUUACCAUGACGGUUUAUUCUUCUUUGAUAUUCAAGUCCCUUCCAAUUACCCUGCAUCACCACCAAAAGUUUACUAUCGUUCUUUCGGGCAUAGACUAAAUCCUAACUUAUAUUCAAAUGGUUAUGUUUGUUUAAGUCUUUUAAAUACUUGGGAUGGUCUUAUGAGCCAAAGAUGGAAUCCAUAUCAAUCAACUAUACUACAAGUUUUAGUAUCAAUUCAAGGUCUAGUUCUCAAUGCCAAACCCUAUUUCAAUGAACCUGGUUAUGGAAGUUACUCUAGUUCUGGUGCAUGGGAUAAGAGCAGAUCUUUGCGUUACAAUGAAGAUGUAUUUAUCAUGAGUUGUAAGUCAAUGGUAUCAAUUCUUAAUAGUCCACCGAAGUUCUUUGAGAAGUUUGUUAGUCAACAUUUCCGCAAUCGCGCUAUUACUAUUUUGGUUGCUUUCAAUGCUUAUAUUAAUGGCCAAGCUGAAAUUGGUGAUCAUAUCACUAUCACUGCUGCAACAAAGACUACGUCCUCAUACAUAUUUCAGGUAAAGGCCGGAUAUCUCUAUCCAAGGCUUGUGGAUGCGUUCGUAGAGAAUGGUUCCUGUUUUGAGAGUAUUAAGAGACUAGACACUAGUAAGAAUAUGCGUCGUCGUCAUAAAAUCUUCAAACUUGGGGUUGUGGCUUUUACAUUUCUCUUAUUUGGGAUUGUUUAUAUUCACCGGUAUGUUUUAUGA